AUGAAGCAAACAACGGGAAAAGUUCCUAUAGAAAUAUUGGUGGGAGCCGUCGAGUCCCUAACAACAAUCGCCAGGAAUCGAUCGUUAAGAAAUGUCAUCGUUAACAGCAACACGGUGGAUACAGCGUGCGCAUCGUUCGAAUUGACGUGUCCAAUGAUGAACGACUACAAAAUCGCCUGCUGCAAUGCUAUAGCCAUACUGUGCGUAGACAAGAUCGGAAGGUCCGCUUUCCUGAAGGCUCAUGGACCGCGCAAAUUAUACAAUUUAUUGGUCGACGUCAAAUCGAUCCCAGUAAGGAAUGCAGCCGUUCAAUUGAUACAAUUGUUAUGCGCGGAUCCGAGUCUAGCGGACGCUUUCGUUCAAGCCAGAUAUUUAAACUUGUGAGUCCAUUUUGGAACCUUAAUAUACAGAUCGGGACACAUGUUCCCAAUCGUUCCAAUAACCGAUAAAAACGAUACCCAAGCAUGGUGAACAACCGCACGACCGCAAUAGGCGUGCCCACGUGGGACACGUGCAUAGAAGCGCUCUUCGACUCGCACCUGCCAAUCAAGUUUGCUUUCACCGGACGACUUUCUCUGCACGAUGUCACCCAAAACGGAUUUUACGUUCUUCGUAGAAACGUCUGCCCGUACGGCCGUGUCUUGUUACCGUUAUAUAUGUAUAUUCCAUUAAAAGUAUUGGGUUGUUCGGAAAGUCCAUGCCGAUUUUUGAUAGGUGGCGCAGGUCUGAAUAUGUCGAAGUUCCUGAAAACAAAUAACAUAUAUAUGUACAUCCCUUAAAAGGUGGAAAGGUUGUGGAACAAAAUGGUACCUAUGUAAUUCAAUAAAUAUAUAUUACAAUUCAAAUUGUGCCUUUGAAGUUUUCUUAAAAAUUGGCACGAACUUUCUGGACGACCUAAUAUAAAGUUUUGCAGGAUAAAGUACCUAUCGACACGAAUCUACAUAUUCCAACAUACCCGAGACACUCGACAGUUAUCUCAAACAUUAAAUAUAAUUUAUAACAUCAUAAUCUUCAAAUAACUUUGAGACUUGGGUGAUAAAUUUGGGUACUGAAUUCUGUGAUAUACCAAUGGAAAAUUCUUAACACAAAUAGCUUUCAUUUUCUUUCCAUGCUGGCCAUCCGGUUUCAACCUUGAUCAGGUUUCCGAUAUUGGACGAUAUCUUUCGGUUCAAGUUCUGCCCACUGGAGCCUGUUUACGUCGUGAACUGUGUUCAGGCUUAUGAAUCAAGCACUAAUUUACCAUCUCCGAGUCGAUCAAUUUUAGAAGGUUACAAUGUUUAUUUGCUCUUGUCAAUUGCGAUCAACGCGUGUCAUAUCUUUGGUUCCCUAGAUCCCGUUCAGAUGAGCAUAGAAGACCUUACCCGUACAGGAAUAUUCAUGUCCAGCGAAUUGCAAAAUCUAGUGAUGGACUCGAAAUUCGGUCGUCUCCAAUGCGACUCUUGCCUCUAUGAUUACGUAGAGUUAUUCAAGUGCAAACUCGUCGCGGCAGAGUCUAAAUGCGUGUAUGUGUCUUUUAAGGAAGGCAUGGCUUUAUAGCGAAUAGUUCCAAAGUUCAAAAAGCUUUCUAAUGCUUUCCUACACCGACGCUCCAGAUAUCUAUUCACAUAAAAAUCUGCGCGUUUAUGACUACUCUAUAACUUCUACUACUUUCGUGCAAUCUGAUAAUCUGUCAGUUCGUAAUUGUUAAUACGUGUUUCGAUCCAGAACAUCAAAGGUAAGACAGGGAUUGGCGAACGUAAAUUACGUGGCUUCGCGCGCCAAGAUGUUAGCAAAGUUUGUCGCGGGGAAAAUGUCGGGACCUGACCCCCUGAUCGGAUGCGUGGAUCAUCAGCUGGAGAUCCACUUGAAGGAAAUCAAAGCCACCAUAGAGACGAGCAUCAUACCAUUGGGGAUGCUCAGGGUCGGUUCUUACCUAGAAAGAGCCUUGCUUUUCAAAGCGAUAGCUGACAGAAUACAUCUACCAGC
Messenger RNA from Hylaeus volcanicus, 1965 nucleotides. RefSeq lists its product as uncharacterized. The coding region runs from base 1 to 384 and encodes 127 amino acids. The record is from RefSeq and is a predicted model, not a curated record. Lineage: Eukaryota; Metazoa; Arthropoda; Insecta; Hymenoptera; Colletidae. The transcript has 2 exons.